GAGAAAGAAAGCUAGUACUUCUCUUGUGAAUACACACUAUAAGGGUGAAAGGUUUGAUAUCCUAUAGUAGAAAUAUCUUCUAAGCUGAGUCGGCCAGGCAUGGACGCAGCAGGAUUGGGUGUUUCAGCACCCGCGUGUUGCUGCCGGCGACGCUCCUCGCAAUUGUGUCGAGCAGCAUCAAGGCAAGACGAUGCAAGCACUGCGGAAGAAUCAAGUGCUGGUAAGAGCCGAAGAGUGGCGGUUGUGAGCGCCAUCUCCGCAAUGCUAGUGCUUGGGUCCCGGAGAGCAAGAGCGGCAGUAGAGGCACCACCAUCAGUAUGCCGGAAUUGCAAUGGCUCGGGAGCAGUGCCAUGUGAUAUGUGUGGAGGGACUGGAAAGUGGAAAGCUCUCAGCAGGAAGCGAGCCAAGGACGUGUACGAGUUCACCGAGUGUCCCAAUUGCUACGGACGUGGAAAGCUGGUUUGCUCCAUCUGCUUAGGCACCGGACUUGGCAACACAAAGGGCUUGCUCCGCAGGCCCGAGUCCAAAAAGCUCCUGGAUCAGAUGGUGAACGGCCGACUGCUGCCAGACAUGUAAUACUUAUAGGCUCUGCUAGAGUGUAAUCCAAGCUCAGAUCGAAAGAAAAAGAGAAAGAAAACCAGCAAUUCACUGGAAAGAAGCAUGGAAAAGUGUAAAGUCUAAGCAAGGAAAGCUGCCAUUGUCAUUGUCA
Selaginella moellendorffii is the source of this 709-nucleotide messenger RNA. Its product is annotated as protein PHOTOSYSTEM I ASSEMBLY 2, chloroplastic. Lineage: Eukaryota; Viridiplantae; Streptophyta; Lycopodiopsida; Selaginellales; Selaginellaceae. Bases 100 to 576 code for a protein of 158 amino acids. The record is from RefSeq and is a predicted model, not a curated record. The transcript has 3 exons.